GUUGAAAGCUACAAUAAUAACAGUACUGAUGGGCAGAUGCGUGCACCAGGCCAGGCACAGGAAGAUGGACCGAUAUAUGGUGAUGCACAGAAGCAUGCUGGAGGGCAGAUACAAAGUGAAAGGCAUGGUAGCGAACAAAAUCUUGAUAAUGGGCAUGUGUAUGAUGAUGAUGGGCAGAUAAAUGGUCAUGAUGAUAUGAUGCAACAGGAAGUUGACAGACGUGGUGGUGAUGGUGAGGAGCGUGGUGGAAGGCAGAUACAUAGAGAAGGGCAUAUGCAUGAUGGUGAUGGGCAGAUAAAUGGGGAUGAUGAUAUACAGCAUGAUGUUGGCAAACAUGGUGGUGAUAAUGAGAAGCAUUCUGGAGGGCAUAUGCAUGAUGGUCAUGGGCAGAUAAAUGGUGAUGACAAGGUUGAUGGUGAUGGAGGCGUACCUGGUCGUGGGAAGAUGCAAGGAAUUGGGCUGAAGAAUGCUGUGAUGCAGAAAAUUCCUGGUGGAGGCAUGUUUGGAGAUGGACAAGCAGCUGAUGACGAUCGCCAGACACGUGGCAAUGAGCAGGUAGGAAGCGGCGAUAGGCAACUACAUAAUGAUGAACAGUCACAAAGAGGUGGGCCGGGACACGCUAAUAAGCAAAGUCAUACUAAAGCCCAGAUACAAGCAGGUGGGCUUAAAAGUGCUAUGAGACAAAUAAUUCCUGACGCCCCUGUGUAUGACGGGCAGGCACAAGGUGGUGGAGACGAGCAAGGAAGCAGGUCUAACCAGCAACCCAAGGCAUCGGGUGCAGUGUCUGCUUUCAAUGAUAGCAUCAAGAAGAAGGCAGCCAAGUCUGCUAGUGAUUCUCCAAGCAAAAAGGUUUGGGAGAGAGUGUCCCAGCAGGCAGUGGGAGAUACUCGGGUUGAACAAAUGAAAAAGAUGCACACAGAGAAGACAGUCAUGUCAGAUGAAGAUGCCAGCUACUAUGACAGUGUAAAUGCAGAUGAUAAUAUAGCAGUGGGUAAGACAAACCCGGAGGUGGUCAUCAAUGGAGAGGAUGAAGAUGAUUAUAA
Molecule: messenger RNA, 1043 nt
Organism: Candidula unifasciata
Lineage: Eukaryota; Metazoa; Mollusca; Gastropoda; Stylommatophora; Geomitridae
Source: the annotation of a GenBank genome assembly